Molecule: messenger RNA, 2559 nt
Organism: Cataglyphis hispanica
Lineage: Eukaryota; Metazoa; Arthropoda; Insecta; Hymenoptera; Formicidae
Gene: Mgat3
Product: beta-1,4-mannosyl-glycoprotein 4-beta-N-acetylglucosaminyltransferase
Exons: 3
Coding region: 1033-2322 (429 amino acids)
Biological process (GO): protein N-linked glycosylation; N-acetylglucosamine metabolic process
Cellular component (GO): membrane
Molecular function (GO): beta-1,4-mannosylglycoprotein 4-beta-N-acetylglucosaminyltransferase activity
Source: RefSeq, a predicted model, not a curated record
AUUAAUCCUAUUAUCAUUCCUAUAAUCUCAUCUUAACAUAGCUACAUUUUAUACAUGCUACAAGCUGCAUUUUAUAAUAAAUUAUAUUAUUUAAAUGCAUCCUAAUUUUGUAUAAAAAUUUUAUUUUUUUAAUAAUAUGUGCUAUUUAUACAGAGAGAUUUGAUAGCCUACAUAAAAAUAAAAAUUCAUGAAUAUAUUAAAUAUCUAUAUAAAACAUCAUAUGCUGAAGGAACGAAUUUGAGAUGCGCCAUUGCUCCAUGACUAUAAGGUAUAAGGAAGGACGAAGAACGACCAUGGUGACUACAAACACGUGAAUGCGUUUGAGAAUCAUAUAAGAAGAUGAAGUAAUAUGUGACAUCGAGAGUCUUUAUUUUCGUUGUAGAAAUUAAUUUUUAUCGGAAUAAUGUGAGAUAUUUGGCUUCUGACUCAUGGGCGGGCCCGAUUCGUCCGCAAGACGGUUACUCGUGCUCGACAACGAGGGAUGAUAUAUAGAUUACAGUUAACGAGAUGCCUCUCUAAGACGCGUGCGCCUUGCGAAUAGUCACGAUCGCGUUUGUGCCGAGAGUGUGUUUGUCGAUGAAUACACGAGCAGAUCGCCGGCUGGCUGGUGCGGCACUCGGGCGUGGUUUUUCACGUCGUCGCGGUGUAUCUGUGUGUGCUCCUACCCGACCUGGAGACCAAAAGGAAUCCCUCAGGAUUUUUUUGGAGGCCCGAUCAACGGGGACCAGCCAGCUAGCGACUAUUGACAGGACUAAAAGUAUGUGCGGUAUCGCACGACAACGCCGGUUGCCAAUCGUAUAGUCACUGUGGGAUCCAUUUAAAUUAUUCGUCAGGACUGGCGUAGACAAUCCAACGAGAGAAAUAGAGAGAUCGUGAUCAUCGUAAAUUAAAUGACACGUCGCAUCGACGGAAAUCGCAUUAUGAUGCUCAUGAAAUUAGGAUCUUAACGAAAAUGUCUUUGAUAACCACCAAGAUUUUUCUCCAGAGACAUAAAAUGAAAUAUUAGAUGUUUUGAGCACAGGGAUCGAUGCCAUGCAGGUCCGUCUAGAUGGGAAGCUGGCGUUGCUGUAUACUCUAUUAAUCUUGCAGGUUUUAAUUGUUAUGAUCUAUGUCGCCACAACCCCGCCAGCUGAAUUAACUGUGUCAACAACUCGUGCACCUGUCAGUUUUGUCAAAUUUGAGACAUCGCAGGAACUGCAAAUAAAUCAAGGCAAUCGUAAAAAAUCAUCAAGUUAUCAGACAAUCAAUGGAGAAGUAGUACUGAAAGAUGUCAAAACUUUUAGACUGUUUGAAAUAUAUAAUCAUACUGUAUGUUGGAAAUUUGGAGUAGAUGAGCAUAAGAUGAGAAGCAAUGAGCAUCUAGAAAGAUGUAUUUGUAAUCAAGGAUGGCAUGGCUGGGACUGCGGACAGCCCGAAGUUGUAUGGAGGGCGAUCAUGGCGUCGAAGCAGAACAUUAGUCUGAAGCGUCGUAAAACUGCUAGACACAUUAUUCACACCUUUUUUCUGAGUGAAUACAAUUCAGGCAUCGCCGAAGUGAUAGUAGAGGAACUCUAUAAUGUAGUGGAUCUUUUUGUAAUUUGUGAUUUUAACAAUGCGGAGGAUAAUUUUCGACACAAGCUGUCUAAGGGACUAUUACAGCGAGAACAAAAAAAGAUCUUAUAUAUCAACGUAGCGGCAAAGUCUCGCAAACCAUUGAGGAUAGUAUCGAAAUACAUCUGGGAUAAAAUUAAGAGUUUAGUACAGAAUUUAAGAGACGAUGACAUCUAUGUAAUAACGGAACCUGAACAGAUACUGAACUCUAGGGCAUUAAUGUUCCUCAAAGUGUACGACGGUUGGGCUCAGCCUAUUGGAUUUAGAUUAAGAUGGUCGGUAUAUGGCUUCUUUUGGCAGCAUCCACUCAAAACAACGAUAACGCUCGGCGCGUACACUGUCGGCUUGAUGCAUAACGCCUAUCAAUCUAACUCACUUAUAUUGCGACAGCAAUUGGACGGAGACACCAGCGAGAGAGAUAUUUUAGGAUUAGUCAUAGGAGACUUAAAUCACUAUGGCGGAUGGUAUUGCAAUCUGUGCCAAGCGCCUGCAAAUAUUAUUAUCGGUCUUCGCAAUAAGGUUCGGUCUAAGGAGAUUAAUAUUGAAAAGACUAUAGAUGUGCCGUUCGUCGAGGAUCUAAUAGGAAGCGGACUGUGGUUGGAUGGUAAAACCAAUCUUCUGAGAGCUUCUAAAUCUAGAGAUUCCUACUUUGCGCCUGAAACGAUUCUCAAUAAUACAUGGAAGUAUGACUGGUUGGUAGAAAAUUUUUAUGCUAAACUAGAUUAUUAUUGACAUACUGGUCGCACCCGACUGUGAUACUAAUUCAUACUCAAUACUCAAUGUACACUAACGUAAUAUUAUACACUGAAUUUAUAUACAUUAAAAUAUUAUGUUGACAAAAUAUAAAUGUUAAUUGAUUUAUACAUAUAAAACUCUUAUAUGCUUGAAAAUUUUAAAUAUAUGUUUAAAAAUAUUUUUUUCAUAUAUUUAAAUUCGUUAUUGUAAUAUCAAAAAAGAAUAAUUUAUGCA